Xyrauchen texanus (razorback sucker) is the source of this 4909-nucleotide messenger RNA. Its product is annotated as transcription initiation factor TFIID subunit 8. Gene Ontology annotation, cellular component: transcription factor TFIID complex. Gene Ontology annotation, molecular function: protein heterodimerization activity. Gene Ontology annotation, biological process: transcription initiation at RNA polymerase II promoter. The record is from RefSeq and is a predicted model, not a curated record. NCBI's taxonomy places the organism in Eukaryota, Metazoa, Chordata, Actinopteri, Cypriniformes, Catostomidae. The transcript has 8 exons. The coding region runs from base 128 to 1054 and encodes 308 amino acids.
UGAAAAUAAUUUGGAUAGGGUUGCCAUUUUCACCCAACAUAAAAAACCCAGAGUCAUUAGGAAAGGAAUAACACACGAAGAGUGUAUUUGUGAGUGCUAAACAAUAGAGGGAAAUUACUAGAGUAAAAUGGCAGAUCCAGCAGUGAUAGGAAGCGGAUCUUUAAACUCCGGAAACCGCUCGGGGGGCAGUAAGGCAAGCACGAGUCCUUUGGAGAACUAUCAGCUGGCUCGGCGGCGCACGCUGCAGGUGGUGGUUAGCUCGCUACUGACAGAAUGCGGCUUUGAGAGCGCUGAGAAAGCCGCGGUGGAAACGCUCACCGAGAUGAUGCAGAGCUAUAUAACUGAGGUUGGACGUUGUGCAAAAGCAAACUGUGAGCACACAGCAAGAAGCACCCCUACCCUCUCUGACGUUGUAAUCACGCUUGUUGAAAUGGGUUUUAAUGUGGAUACUCUUCCGGUGUAUGCCAAAAGAUCACAGAGAAUGGUCAUAACUGCACCUCCAGUAACAAAUGUUCCUGUUGUUCCAAAAUCCCUCACGGCCGGACAGAAACGUACUCAUCCAGCACACAUUCCCAGCCACUUCCCUGAGUUCCCAGAUCCUCACACUUACAUCAAAACACCAACCUUUCGGGAGCCGGUGACAGAUUACCAGGUAGUGAGAGAGAAGGCAGCCUCACAGAGAAGAGAUGUGGAACGUGCUCUCACACGCUUCAUGGCCAAAACUGGAGAAACGCAGAGCCUUUUUAAGGAUGACAUCACUGCGUUCCCUUUGAUCGCUGCACAGCCAAGCUCUAUACCUUACCUGAGUGCCCUGCUGCCCUCUGAACUAGAGCUACAGUCACUGGAGGAGACUGAUUCAUCUGAGCAAGAUGACCAGACCGACACUGAGAACAACGGCAGCAACAUGAUUCAGGAAGACUCUGGUGCAGAUAAGGAGAAUGCAGUGCUGCCACCUGGUGGUAUUGUGCCUUCAGGGAAGGCCAAUGAGGAAAAUAUGAUUGACAACCCAUAUCUACGACCAGUCAAAAAGCCCAAAGUGAGAAGGAAAAAAUGAGAAUAGAUCUGUUGAAUCAUAUGCUUGUAAAUCAGCCAGUUAUUAUGAAUUAAAAGACUUAUUAGCACUUGCUAAUCACAUUUUGCCAUUGGAAGUUUUGAGGAACAUCUGAGGAUCCAGAAACAACUGCAGUAUGGAAAGUGUCUCCAAAAAGUGAUCCAGCAUUUGGUCCACAAGUUACUGGUAUUUGAUUCUUAAUGGAAGACAGUACUGAUCUGUGAAUGUCAAACAUUUUGGAAGGAAUGUAUUGGGCUAGUUUCAUAAAUAGUAAUACUGCUAGUUUUGGUAUAUUCCACAUCUUGAAAAUGAUUGUAGUUUUUUUUUUUUUCAGUUUCCAAAACAUCAGGCAUGUGGCAUUCUCUUCUAUUUUGGUUACUCAUUUAUGAAUGAUGGUAAUAAAUGUAUUUUGUAUUGCUUGGUUUUAAGGCAUUGUUACAAAAGGACAAAUUAAUCCAGCACAUGGGAAUAACAUGUGAACACAUAAGUAAUGUGUGCCAAGAGGUCCUGUUACUGGACUCCUAUGUUAUAUUACUCAUGAAAUGAGUGUAACUUAACCUCAAAAAUAGGGUUUUAAAUUGGUUAUACUUUACAUUAUGAAAUGAAACAAGGAAACAAGUGUGUAAAAUGUAUGUUUAAAGCCACAUAUUGCUUAUUUUGACAUCCUUAUAUGGUUUUAUAGCAAAGCACAGCACAUGCAUGUACGGUUGGGAGGGUUACUUUUCAAAUGUAUUCCAUUACAAAUGACAGAAUACAUGCCUUACAAUGUAAUUUGUAAUGUAUUCCGUUAGAUUACACAGAAGGUCAGUAACGUAUUCUAAAUACUUUGGUUUAAUUCUUCAGCACUGGUUGAUUUUUUUUUCACUUGUUUUGACUAUAAAAUCUCUGCCAGUAUAGAAGAACAAAAUACACAUGUUAAAAAUACAUUCUCUGAAAAACCUAUGCUAGAAAUAGCAUUUAAUGGCUAGAAAUAGCAUUUUAACUUGGCAUAAAGCUGACCAUUUACACAAGGUUUAUUUAUAUUUUUUCUGCUCCAAACUUCUCUUAAAUGAAACAAAUGACAAUGCAAAGUAAUCUCUUAUACUUUGUAGCUAUUCUAAAUACCAAUUAUUUAAAUUGUAACUGUAGUGGAAUACAAUUACUUAUAUUUUGUAUUUUAAAUAUGACAUGUAUUUCAUUACUCCCCAACCCUGCAUGUAUGAUACUUUAUUAUUUUCAUCAGUUGAACAAGUGCCCUAUUCCUCUGUUUCUUCAACUCUUUGUCACAGAAAGCUGCAUGGAUAAAAAACAUACAUAGUUCAAAUUUAACCAAAAGGAACCUAUAUUCCUAUAUACACUUACUUUAUUAGGAACACUAUACUAAUACUAGGUAGGACUUCCCUUUGCUCUCAAACAGCCUCAAUUCUUCAUGGCAUGGAUUUCACAAGAUGUUGGAAACCUUCCAUUAAUAUUCUGGUCCAUGUUGUCAUGAUUGCACCAUGCAAUUUCAUCAGAUUUGUCAGAUGCACAUUUAUGCUGCAAAUCUCCCUUUCUACCACAUCCCAAAGGUGAUCUAUUGGAUUUAGAUCCAUUGACUGGGAAGGCCAAUGAAGAACAGUGAACUCCUUGUCAUGUUCAUGAAAUCAGUUUGAGACGACUUGCUUCAUGACAUGGAAGAUGAUUAAAUUGUGGCCAUGAAGGGAUGCACAUGGUCAGCAACAAUACUCAAAUAGGCUGUGGCAUUCAAGCGAUGAUUGAUUAGUAUUAACGGGCCCAAAGUGUGUCAAGAAAACCUUCCCCACACCAUUAAACCACUGCCACCAGCCUGGACUGUUGACACAAGGCAGGUUUGGUCCAUGGAUUCUUGCUGUUGGUGCCAAAUUCUGACCCUACAAUCCAUUUGCCUCAGCAGAAAUUGAGAUUCAUCUACGUUUUUCCAGAUUUCAUCUGUCCAGUUUUGGUGAGCCUGUGCCCACUGCAGCCUCAGUUUCUGUUCUUGGCCGGCAGAAGUGGAACCCUACAUGGUCUUCUGCUUUUGUAGCCCAUCCAUCUCAAUGUUCAACAUGAUGUACAUUCUGAGAUGCUAUUCUGCUCCAUUCGAUCUCUGCUGAAGUUAUUACUCCACCCCCUGAGUAACUUCAUCAAUGAAAGCUCCAUAUUGUUGAACCAACGUGGUUGUACUAUAAGAUGGCACAGGUUUGUGUGGCAGGCCAUCUGGUGCUCCCCAUAUGUGUGUUUGUUUGGAUGUUUCUAUGUGUCUCUAAUUACUGGUCGCUUCUGGUAUAUGAUCGCAAGAUGCUCCUGGAUAUUCAAACCACUUUAUUGGAAAAUUAUCAGGCAGAUUUGGAAAACUUUAUUAAUAAACCAAGGACAAAUUUUGAAUCUGGCUUUCUUAACGACAUAUGGCAGUGGCCUCUCAAUGUGUCCCGCAGAAAGCGCAGGAGAAGACGUGGAAAAUGAGGGAAGGAUCACCACCAGACGGAAGGCACAUUUGCAGGCUAGUUGCUUAUCUAGCCCUGCUUCCAAUGAAUGGAAGAUGGACCAAGAUGGACACUUUUACAUGGCGCCUGCUGGAUUUACUCUUCUGUUGGCUUUGAUCUAUUCUCCCCGAGAUCCUUCUCCCCGGAUCGGUCUCCACUUCUGUCAGUGUGGAGUAACUCCUGCAAACCUCCAUUCCAUGGAUAAAGGCCCAGACUCCUCCAGCAUAAUUUCUCCUCUGAAAAUGGCUUUGAUCAAUACAUGAUCCUUGGUCAAAAAGACCUUUUUACUUAAUGACUUCUCCACUCACAAGUUGGACUUCAUGUUCAUUACUGAAAGGGGGGGAUUUAAGUCCUUUUGUUGAUCUGGUUCCUGUAGACUGUACAUGUUUUAAUGACCCCCAACUUACUGGAUGUGGGGGUGGGUUAACGGUCAUUUGAUAAAACUAUUUUAAGACAUUCUGCCAGGCUGUAUCUUGUACUGUGUAUUCUAGCUUCGAAGCUCAGCUAUUACGGCUGGAGUGAAAUGGACCGGAGAUGCUAGCAGUGGUUUAUCAACCUCCACACUCAGUGAAAGGUUUUAUACAUGAGUUCACAGAAUUAGUAGGAAAUAUUACUACAAAAUGUGACCGCUUUUUAUUGGUUGGUGACAUUAACAUCAAUGUAUAUUGUCAGUUAAAACCAUUAGUGAAGGAGUUCCUCAGCCUUAUUGAUUCUUUUAAUCUAGUCCUGUGGACAAAGGACCCCACACACAUUCAUGGACAUACUCUAGACCUGGUUCUUUCAUAUGGUUUGUCCAUUGCUGAUAUAGAAGUCUCGGAUACAUUGUUAUCCAAUCACCUGCCAAUAUUAUUUGAUAUGUUUCUCCCUAUGCUCACUCAAAGAGCAACUCAAGAUGAAGAACUGGUCUAUUAUUACUCCCCUAAUUUCUGUGAGGUUUAAUAUGAUAAGUACAUUACGGUCCCUCGAAUCUCUAUUACCCGAUCUGGAUGCUGACCACCACCUCAGGUUGCUAAACUCUGCAUGGUUGGAUGUUUGUUGACAAAGAUGCCUGAGUUUUGCUGUAAACCAUGGUUUGUCAUUGUUGAGCUUGUAGUUCCAGCUCUGCAUCUUUGGUCCAUUUCGUUGCAGUCUUUACUACAGGUUUACUUUACUACAGAUUUUAGUUUCUGCCUGUAAGUCAGAAGAAUAUGAACCAGACAGCAAUCAGAGAGACCCAAAGCUGUGUGAGGGACAGAGCGAUAUGCAUCCUUUAUUGCGGUUUAGCUGUCAUCCAGUAUAUUUCUAUCAAGUAUACUUCUGUCUCUGUCUCUAUAUUUCUGGGGCAUGUAAUGUGCUGUAUUUUGGCAGUUCACGGGUGAGGUUGGCUUUGUUAAAAUCACUGAGAAUAAAAAAAAGUGAG